This is a messenger RNA of Xiphophorus maculatus (southern platyfish), 3920 nucleotides long. RefSeq names its product MOK protein kinase (gene mok). The transcript has 11 exons. NCBI's taxonomy places the organism in Eukaryota, Metazoa, Chordata, Actinopteri, Cyprinodontiformes, Poeciliidae. Gene Ontology annotation, biological process: intracellular signal transduction; protein phosphorylation. Gene Ontology annotation, molecular function: protein serine/threonine kinase activity; ATP binding. Gene Ontology annotation, cellular component: nucleus; cytoplasm. The record is from RefSeq and is a predicted model, not a curated record. Bases 173 to 1774 code for a protein of 533 amino acids.
ACGCGCUCACGCCUCCCAACCCUUAAAGAGACUUUUACGGAAGCCCAUUGGGUGCAAAAAUGAAACGGUCCACGCCUUGUACUCGCAUCAGUCAGCAUCGGUGAAUAGAAAGCUUUGUGCCCGACAUGAACAGGCGUCUGGGAGCCUGAUGCUGCUUUUAUUCACCCAGUGAAUGAGCCGCUUCAUUCCUGUGAAUCAGCGGGCUCAUGUUCUGCUCUUCGCCUGUCUGUGUGCACCAAUGAUGCGCUACUCCAACUGGCUCAUUGACGUGAAGAACAGGGCAAGCCUGAGAAAUGCGUGCAGGACAACCCCCGACACGGACUGGAUUAACAGUGUGCGGAACUACGGCGUGGAAACGCUGAACAACCUGCAGCCCAAUGAGAAAACGUCAGAGGCGCUGGUCACGAGCCACCUCUGGAGAAAAGGUUAUAAAAUAAUCAAGAAAAUUGGAGAGGGCACCUUUUCUGAGGUGCUGAAAACUCAGAACCUUAAAGAUGGAAAGUUUUAUGCGUGUAAAACCAUGAAGCAGACAAUUAACAGUCUGGAAAAGGCCAACAAUCUGCGGGAAGUCCAGGCAAUGAAGCGGCUCAGCCCUCACACCAACAUCAUCCAGCUGCAUGAGCUGAUAUAUGACAAAGGAACAGGAACGGUCUCUCUGAUAUGCGAACUGAUGGAGAUGAACAUCUAUGAGCUCAUUCAAGGUAGGACGGCUCAGGAAGACGCUUUCUGUCCUCCCUGGAGCUGGAUGUGCUUAGAGGAGGUUUGUGGCCCUGCAGGAAGGAGGACGCCUCUGCCUGACCAGACAGUGAAGAGCUACAUGUACCAGCUGUGCAGGUCCCUGGAGCACAUUCACAGGUGUGGGAUCUUCCAUCGAGAUGUAAAACCUGAAAAUAUUCUCAUCAAGCAAAACGUUUUGAAGCUGGGCGACUUUGGCUCGUGUCGCAGUGUGUACUCCAAGCCGCCGCACACUGAGUACAUCUCCACGCGUUGGUACCGGGCGCCGGAGUGCCUCCUGACCGACGGCUACUACACCCAGAAGAUGGACGUCUGGAGCGCCGGCUGCGUCUUCUUUGAGAUCCUGAGCCUGCACCCUCUCUUCCCUGGAGCCAACGAGUUGGACCAGGUGGCCAAGAUCCACAACGUGUUGGGGACGCCGGAUCAAAGUCUGCUGCAGAAGUUCAAACAGUCGAGAGCUAUGCAAUUCAACUUCCCUCCGAAGAAAGGAUCGGGCAUCUCGCGGCUGCUGCCCAGCUGCCCGGCGCCGGCCAUCUCUCUGCUUUAUCAGAUGUUGGCCUACGACCCGGACGAGCGCAUCUCCGCAGACACCGCCCUGAAGCACACCUACUUCAGGGAAAUCAGGAUGGGAGAGAAGAAAUCAGAGACGCUUCAGAGGAUCUCUGAGAAUGUGGACGGGAAGGGAAACAUCGUGAAGUUGGUGCACACCUGGCGACCGACCAAACUGGGCAAACAGCUGAGAGGAAGACACUCCAGACAGACGCCUCUAGUAAACCACAACCUGAAGCGAGCGGCAGACACCCAGAGCCGGAGGAACGCCCCCCACCCGGAGCAGCUGCCCAGACUCAACAUGGCCGCUCACGGACAUCAGUUUCCGUUCCCUUUCUCUGCUAUUCCUGCUUUUACCUUCAACCACAAGCCGACACUGCCGCCCAUCUCGCCAAAAAAGUGCCAGACACAGCCCGAGGAUGAGAUGCCUUGCAUAACCGUGAAGACCUUCUGCAUGCCACCUGUGGAGCGGAAAGAAGGAGAAACCUGAGCGCCAAAAUCCAGCCGAGUUUCAGAUUAAAAUCCGCCUGCUUGAACCGGACCGACCCGCAAAAUGGAGCCAAAACCCAGAGGAACUGCUACACAUCAAGCUGCCGUCUUCUCAGUUACUGCUGGGAUGGACGGCCAAAUGUGCCGCAAUUCAAUAAAUAAAUUAUUCAGUUAUUACAUUGCUGUGGAAAAGAAUUCCCUCCCCCUACAGAUUUCUUUUGUUUUUGCUCUUUUGUUAUAACAAGAAACCGGAAUAGUGUUUAAUGAUUAUUUCAUCCAUUAGAUAGAUAGAUAAAUAGCAUUUAUUGUCAUUAAACACAGGAUUCAACGAAAUUUCUGCCAUAAAUGCUCAAUAGAUAAAGGUUUUAAUAUUUUUUAGCAUUUUCUUCACCUACUGUAUUAGCCAUUUGUAAGUUCUUAGCACACCCAACAAUGUAAAGCCACUUUUGAUUAAAGUAUAAAUAUACGUGGUUCUGAGUGAAAAAGUGAUCAACCCCUUAAAACUAGCAGCUGUUAAGUGAUCAUGAUAAAAAUUAGUAUUUUACAUGACGGACGAGAAACAUCAAUCCAAUCUUUGCUGCAUUGUUUUAAAUUUGACACAUCAGAGUGCAGACUUUGACUAGGUCACUCCAAUAAAAUCAUGAAAUGUGGCUGAUCUCAGUUGAUUCACGGUUUAUUACUUUCUCUCAUUAUGCCGAGUUGGUUUGGAGAGAUUUUCUCCCUUUAAUGAAUAAUAUAAUCAUUUUAAAACUUUCCUGUUGAGCCUCAUCUGACUUUACAUUUUUACGAUUAUAAAAUACUCAAUUUAUAUUUAAUUGUUCUAAUAUUUAAAUUAAUUACAUGUUGAUAGUGAAUAAAGUAAUUUAAUAGUCAAAGAGCGAAACACAGUGUUAGAGAAGAGCUGAUUGGGAAUCUGCUGUGGAGCUCAACCAAUCAAAUCUCAGUAUUAGAUGACGUAUGUAGACGUCAGGCUACGUUCACAAAGCAGCAGAUUACGAAUCAAAUCCCUUUACUUUCUUGUGACGACGUUAUCGGCUGAACAUUUUUAGAAUGAUCGAUAGACGGCGGCGGCCAUUAUUACUUCCGUAAACAAAGCGCUGCUGUGUGACGUCAAUGUUCUAUUGCGCACGAGGGUCGCAAAACCGUCCACGCUGAAGUCUGCGGUCGCAUUUAAUUUGUAGCAUGGAUAAAGAAAAUCGGAAUUGAUCAGCACCUGCUGUGUGAACGCAGCCUAACAAACAAUGAUUAACUUAUUAACUUUAAUUGUAAUUAUUUUAUUUAUCAUUUUAAACUGAUCUGCUUUUGUAAUUGUUGUAUUGUGGCACUUUUGGCCCCUGAACCUGAACAUAUUACCAUAUAACCCCUUGUUUUGUCUUGUGAAACGUGGUCCAUAUUUUCAUGUGAUAUGUUUACAUCUCAGUAAUAUCUCACAAAUUAUUUUCAUUUUUUACCCAAUGAACAUUUUAGGUUUAAACUCGUGUCAGACGCCUGCUGGGAUUAUUCAUGGCUGGUUUGCAGCAAAAACUCCAAACUUGAGGGAGUUUGGAUAAUAACUGACUUCCUGUGUGGUGUGGAGCGUGAUGAGGAAAUCAGCAAUGCAAAUCAUUUUCCACACAAAUUGUUCGAGUAAAAUUACUUGCAGUGCCGUCAGAGUAUUCACACCCUUAAACUUCACCACAUUUUCCAUGGAUUUUGAUGAAAAACAAAGUGGAAAAAAUAUGAUGCAUCACUUUCAACUUGUAACAGUGAAACACGGUAGUGGCAGCAUGAUGCUGAGGGGAUGCGCAGACAGGAACACGUCGCAGUGGAUAGGAAAAUGAGCAGACCGAAUUCCAGGAUAAUCCUGGAGGGAAAAUAUUUGAGACAGACGUGCAUGCCGCACUUUUCAGAUUUUAUGGAUUAUUUACACUUUUGAUUAAAUAACAGAAUAUUAAUUAGGCAACUUCAGUUAAAUUUUCUUUAAAUUUUCCUUUGGAGUCAAAGUAUUUUGAAUUUAAUUUAUUAGUGAAAAAGUAAAAAGCUUUUCUUUUCCAGUUUUUGGCUGUUGUGCAACAAAAGGUGGAAAAGUUUGUUGGGUUUGAAAACGUUUGCAAGGCACUGCGAGCUGAUGAGAUAUAAACCGAAUAAAACUUUGAUUUUAUCAGCAA